This is a messenger RNA of Cyclospora cayetanensis, 1374 nucleotides long. RefSeq names its product protein DDI1 homolog 2. Bases 1 to 1374 code for a protein of 457 amino acids. The transcript is spliced from 6 exons. The record is from RefSeq and is a predicted model, not a curated record. Gene Ontology annotation, biological process: proteolysis. Gene Ontology annotation, molecular function: aspartic-type endopeptidase activity; protein binding. Lineage: Eukaryota; Apicomplexa; Conoidasida; Eucoccidiorida; Eimeriidae.
AUGCAGAUCACAGUAACGGACGCUGAUGGACAGGCAUUCGGGCUGGAUUUGACCCGUGAGACGGAGGUUGAGUCCCUGAAAAGCAUCAUUGCAGUUGAGCUGAAUAUACCCCCUGACCGGCAACGGAUUUUGGUAGAAGGUCAUCCCCUCCGCAGUGCUGCAAGGACUUUAGGCGAGGCUGGCAUAGGCGAAGGCGCCAUACUGCUUGUCCUAAGUGAGGGUACAGGAGCUGAAGCUACAGCUGCACCCCACAGUAUCCCUCAAAAUAUUAGUGAGCAGCAGCUACAGCAGCCAUCACGGCCAGUUUUGGGGAAUCAGCAGCGAGAACAAGUGUCUGCAGUUCAGCAUUUGGAUUUUUCAGGUAUCGUUGUUGACGGAGGCCGUGUCUCACAGUUUCCUGCGGCUACGACAGUACCCCCUUCCUCUACUACCCUCGCUUCGCCUCCCCUGGCAACCGCGUUAUCACCUACAGCAGUAACCGCACCAUCUGCUGUUGGAUCUGCAACAGAAACAGCUGCACAAAUACAAGCACUGAUACGCCAGCAUGCAGAAGCUGUGGUUGCAGCAGCAAAAACAGACCCCGCGUCCUUGGGGAUAAUGCGAGCGCAUAACCCUUUGCUGGGGGAUGCAAUAAGCAGUGCAAUACAGGAGCGGCAGGAAGCCGCAAAUCAGGCAACACCGGAUGCGCAACAUUUGAAUCAACCUGGCCCAGCAAUGAAGCGGGUUAUGGACCUUCUGAUGGUGGACUUUGAGAAAAAGAAGCAGGCUCAGGAAGAAAGGAUGAGGCGUCUGGCGUUUAUAAAACGAGAUCCACUAUCUCUUGAGAGUCAGCAGUUUCUACUGGAGGAGCUGCAACAAGAAAGAAUAAACGAAAACUACUCAAUGGCCAGGGAACACCUGCCCGAGGGGUUCGGUUCUGUAUGCAUGCUCUACGUGGGAUUGGAGAUCAAUGGGGUUCGGUGCAAGGCCUUUGUGGAUAGUGGAGCCCAACAGUCUAUUUUGUCGGUAGAGUUCGCAGAGAAAUGCGCUCUGUCCUCCCUUAUAGACACACGAUUUGCUGGAUCGGCACAUGGAGUGGGGAAAGCUCCAAUUGUAGGCAGAGUCCAUGUCGCUCCUCUCAAGCUCGGCACUAAAUUUUGCCCAUGCAAUUUUAUUGUGCUUGAGGAUAAGAGAGUGGAAAUGAUUCUUGGACUGGACCUGCUCAGACGAUAUCAAAUGAUCUUAGACUUUAAGAAGAAUGUGCUCAUUUUUGACGGAAAAUCGCCUAGUUCUGAAUUCUCUGCAACUCUAACCAACCUUACACUAGAGGUUGCAAAACAGAAGAACGGAGAUUCCUCACUUGCACGGGCGGUGUUAGAAGAACAUUCACCUUAA